AUGACUACUCCCAUCGUAAUUACUAUCGGUCCCAUCGUCACCGGCGAUACUACCUUUGGCGAGGCUACCUCCUCGGCUGGAGGCUGCUCGGGCCCUGAGUGUAUUGAGAGUACCAGCACUGUCGUUAUUCCGUGCACUACAGAUGUGAAUAUUCCUGUUGUUCACACCGAGACCCCGGCUGUUACUCAGGCUCCCUAUCCAUCAUCCAACGGCACUGUCCCCGCUCAGGCCACUGGCACUGGAAUUGGUGCACCCAUUGUCACCGUUACAUGCCCUGACUCUCCCCAAUGUGCGCCCGCCCCUCCUUCGGCUGCCACCGAGACUGUUAUCUGCCAUGGCUCUUCGAAGUGUGCUCCUUUUCCGAGCCACACCGUUAUCCACAUCCAGUCUACUCUUUCAGCUACCGGUAUCCCUAUUUCUCAUCAGGCUACUUCUACUGGCAAUGGCACCGUCAGUAUCCCAAUAUCUACCAGUGGACAUCACGUUUCGACCUCUAUCGUCACUGAGCCGGCCUCGCCUUUUAUGACUCUAGUCCCGAGCAUGGCAGUCAUGGAGAGCUGCAGGGUUUCUACUAUGUUUGGUGCUCUUGCUUUGGUAUUCCUCCUAACAACUAUUCUGUGA
Molecule: messenger RNA, 621 nt
Organism: Penicillium taxi
Lineage: Eukaryota; Fungi; Ascomycota; Eurotiomycetes; Eurotiales; Aspergillaceae
Exons: 1
Coding region: 1-621 (206 amino acids)
Source: RefSeq, a predicted model, not a curated record